AUGUCUUAUAGCUCGAAUCAAUUAUUCAAGGCGGCUCGGGUCCAGAGACGGCAUUCGAUCACCGAGGGCGCAUACAUUUGUCUGCGCGCCAGCCCCUUGAGGUCUGGACAAGGCAUCAAGCUCCUUUUUCAGGCCUCCCACAUUCUCUUUGAGGCUUUCUUUUCCCUCAUCAUCAUCAUUGUGAUUGGUGAGACUGCCGCCUUAGCAGGGUCCGCUCUCCACGUUCAACCGAUCUUCAAUGCCGGGGCUGCCCAUCGUCACUCGUACAACAAUGCGGGCCGCUUACCCCGAUCUGCUCGCGAGUAUUUAUGA
This is a messenger RNA of Penicillium diatomitis, 312 nucleotides long. RefSeq lists its product as uncharacterized. Lineage: Eukaryota; Fungi; Ascomycota; Eurotiomycetes; Eurotiales; Aspergillaceae. The transcript has 2 exons. The record is from RefSeq and is a predicted model, not a curated record. Bases 1 to 312 code for a protein of 103 amino acids.